CACGUCACGUGACGUGUAACAGGAAGUAAAUAAACCGCCUUCCCGCGCAGUCAAAUCUGUUCAACAAGGCGUCCGUAGUCGCAGUUAAUCAAACAAUAAUGGACGAGCUUUAUCUGGAUAACAUCGACGAAUAUGUCAACGACCACAACAAGAUAGUGACCUAUAAAUGGCUGAGUCUCACACUGGGAGUCCAUGUCAACAUAGCGAAACAGAUGCUCUUCCAUUAUUUGGAUCACAAGAGGAAGGAAAGUUCAGCUCAGCUUCAUGCCACCUAUCUCGUGUCGGGGAAGUUUGUCGACAACGGUCAAACGAGUCACAAGGUGUCAGUUGUCAAAGAGGACCAGUUGGAAGAUGUCAAAUCCAAGAUGAGCCUGGUUGUCAGUGUCCACGUCUACAGCGUCCAGAAGGCUUUACUGAAAGACAGCGGUCCCCUCUACACUGUUGACUAUGAUGCUGUGAAAGACAAUCUGAAGAACUGUAGCAAAUACAGUGCGAUCCGCUGUGCCAGCGCCGUCCCCGUGUCUUCUGUGGAGCUGCAGCAGCAGAGAGAAAUCAAUUACGCUCCUCCACCAGAGCUGGAACACAAGAAAUCUGGCAUGAAUGGAGAAACUAACGGGACUUCAAAAUCUUCUACCAAGCCGCAGAAAGGCAUCAUGGGAAUGUUUGCAAACAAGACAGCUCCUAAAAGCACAAACAGUGACAAAGACAAUAAACUGGAGCAGAAGGAGGAAGCGCCUGUGGAUGAUGCUCCCAAAAGUAAAGCUGCCGCAAAAGCCAACCCGAUGAUGAACUUCUUCGGCAGUCAAACAGCAAGGAAACCAGAAAAAACUGUGAAGGAGAAGGAGGAGGAAGCAGAGCCGCAACGUCAGACUUCACAGCCUCAAGAAAAGCAAGAAGCUGCUGCAGUGGAGCCGACAAAAGACACUAAGAAAGACUCCAGGAGCAAAACCAAGCGAUUAGUGGAUUCUGACAGCGAGGAGGAGAAAAUGGAGAAGAAAAGGAGACGGAGGAUUAAGAAGCCUGUCCCGGACAGCAGUGAUGAAGAUGUUAUUCCAGAUUCUCCACAGCAGAUGGAAACAAGAGAACCAUCACCGCCUCCUAAGAGGGAGGCUGAGUCUGUUUCACAUUCACAUCAGACGAGUUCUGAUAUGAAGAUAAGAAAAAGGAGACGAGUCCUGAAAGCUCGCACCUUUGUAGAUGAUGAAGGAUGCAUCGUCACAGAGAAGGCCUACGAGAGUGAAUCCUACUCUGAAACGGAAGACGAUUUUCAGGCCACCAAACAAGCCCCAAAAGAUCCGUUCCCAUCAAAACCACCUGCGAGUAAGAAACAGGAGGAGAAGAAAAGCCAGAAGAAAAUGUCGGCCAGUGCAAAUAAAGGCGGUAAACAAGCUUCCAUCAUGGGCUUCUUCCAGAAAAAAUGAUGGAGAGCGGCGUCUGACACUUUCAUUGGCACUGAGGAACAAACGAGCACCGCUGCAGACUUUCUGUAACGAUCUUUCUGUCAGACUGACGGCUGAAACACAUGACGUGGACUACUGAGGAAUGCAAAUGACUUCCAACAAGCACUUCAACACCAUGGACGUGCACCAUUCAGGAUGACAAACAUUUUUCUCUUCCCCUUUUGUGUGAACACAUGUUCUGACCCACACAUUAAACAAACAUUAAAAACUGAAAAUAAA
Acanthopagrus latus (yellowfin seabream) is the source of this 1679-nucleotide messenger RNA. RefSeq names its product polymerase (DNA-directed), delta 3, accessory subunit (gene pold3). Gene Ontology annotation, cellular component: nucleus; delta DNA polymerase complex. Gene Ontology annotation, molecular function: DNA-directed DNA polymerase activity. The transcript is spliced from 12 exons. Bases 99 to 1421 code for a protein of 440 amino acids. Lineage: Eukaryota; Metazoa; Chordata; Actinopteri; Spariformes; Sparidae. Gene Ontology annotation, biological process: DNA synthesis involved in UV-damage excision repair; nucleotide-excision repair, DNA gap filling; DNA replication. The record is from RefSeq and is a predicted model, not a curated record.